Molecule: messenger RNA, 1215 nt
Organism: Manacus vitellinus (golden-collared manakin)
Lineage: Eukaryota; Metazoa; Chordata; Aves; Passeriformes; Pipridae
Gene: GIT1
Product: GIT ArfGAP 1
Exons: 14
Biological process (GO): regulation of ARF protein signal transduction; brain development
Molecular function (GO): protein binding; GTPase activator activity
Source: RefSeq, a predicted model, not a curated record
CUUCUCCAGAUGGUGCACACCUUGGCGAGCAAUGGGGCCAACUCCAUCUGGGAGCACUCGCUGCUGGAUCCGGCGCAGGUGCAGAGCGGGCGCCGGAAGGCAAACCCCCAGGACAAAGUGCACCCCACCAAGUCGGAGUUCAUCCGUGCCAAGUACCAGAUGCUGGCCUUUGUCCACAAGCUGCCCUGCCGAGAUGACGACGGUGUCACUGCCAAGGACCUCAGCAAGCAAUUGCACUCGAGCGUGCGGACGGGCAACCUGGAGACCUGCCUGCGCCUGCUCUCGCUGGGCGCCCAGGCCAACUUCUUCCACCCGGAGAAGGGCACCACACCACUGCAUGUGGCCGCCAAGGCCGGGCAGAUCCUGCAGGCAGAGCUGCUGGUGGUCUACGGCGCCGACCCCGGGGCACCCGACGUGAACGGCCGGACCCCCAUUGACUAUGCCAGGCAGGCAGCCCAGCACGAGCUGGCAGAGCGGCUGGUGGAGUGCCAGUACGAGCUGACCGACCGGCUGGCCUUCUACCUCUGCGGCAGGAAACCAGACCACAAGAAUGGGCACUACAUCAUCCCGCAGAUGGCUGACAGGGUGCGCCCAAAGUGCAUGGCACAGAGGUAUUGUCCGCUCGGCUCUUGGCUCCGGGGGCCCCCCAUGCCACUGGAGGUGGAGGACGAGGCUCUGUACUCCAUGCACAUCCCGGCCAGCGUGUACCGGAUCCGGAAAGGUCCAUCUGGCUCCUCGGUGCCCUUUCCCCCAUCCUCCCCGCUGCUCUCCUGCCAACCGGAUGGUGCCCGGCACAUGAGCAAGCUAGACCGGCACGGCAGCGGCACCGACAGCGACUACGACAACACGCAGGGGGGUGAGGUCCUGAUCAGCAUGGAGGGCAAGCGGUUUGUGGAGCUGAGCAAGGAUGAGGACUUCCCCCAUGAGCUGGACCCGCUGGACGGGGAGCUGGACCCUGGACUGCCCAGCACAGAGGACGUCAUCCUCAAAACUGAGCAGGUCACCAAGAACAUCCAGGAGCUGCUGCGGGCGGCACAGGAGUCCAAACAUGACAGUUUCGUGCCCUGCUCGGAGAAGAUCCACUCAGCUGUGACAGAGAUGGCAUCGCUAUUCCCUAAGAAGCCGGCUCUGGAGACGGUGCGGAGCUCCCUGCGGCUGCUCAACGCCAGCGCCUACCGGCUGCAGAGCGAGUGCCGCAAGACCGUGCCCCCCGAG